UUUUUUGUCAUUUUCACGACGUAAAUAUUUAUCAAAUGAAACAACAAACCAAACUUGGCGCGGAAGUUUAAUAAAGAAUCAAAAUGGCUGAGAGACCUGAGGAUCUGAAUUUGCCCAAUGCAGUUAUAACCAGAAUCAUUAAGGAUGCGAUCCCAGAUGGGGUGAAUGUUUCCAAGGAGGCACGGCUGGCUAUAUCAAAGGCUGCCAGUGUCUUUGUCUUGUAUGCCACAUCUUGUUCCAACAACUUUGCAUUGAAGGCAAAGCGAAAGACGAUCACAGCAAAGGACGUGUUGGACGCCCUGGAGGAUAUGGAGUUUGACCAGUUUGUUGACCCGCUCAAGGAAUGCCUUGAUGCUUACAAGAAGAACCAACAAGGAAAGAAAGACCAGAAGAGGAAAGACAAGGUGAGUCAGCCAUCUGCGAGGUCCGGGGGUGGGGAUGGGAUGGAGGAUGAGGGAGUGGUGGUGCUGGAGGAGUCAGAAGGAGAGGGAGAACUUGGUGAUGAUCCCCAGGGUGACGAGCCCAUGGAUGAGGCAGCAGGUGUGAACGGAGAUGGUGAUGUGGUGGAGAUAUCAGACACAAGUGAGGAUGCAUGAGGGAAAUAGAGAGAUGGUUAACCAGCAGUUAGUUAUUGCAACAGAGUUGGAGUUGAAACUUCAAGUUUGGUUUGGGACUAUCCCCACUUCAUGGGCUUGCUAUGUUCUUUAUUCUCAGGGCCUUUAUUGGAUUCAGAUUCAUAAAGAACAAGUUGAAAUGGUUGUCAUUUUAUUUACUGGGAUAUGAUGGCCGGAGGCUGUCAGAGGUGGCUUAGUUCUAUGUUGUUAAGGAUGUAUGGCAAAAAGAUUUUACUCCAGUAGGAAUUAAUGUAGACUACUGUGAAAUCAUCAAUGUUCGUGGGGCAUUAAUGUGCGUGGUUUUCGUGGGUUGGGUGAUCCAUGAAUUCAAGAUCCCACGAAAUAUAGACCCUUUAUUCACUUUUUCAAUUGCCUUGUUACGUACAUACUGUAGUAUAUUCUUUAGAGAGGUCGCAGUAUACAGCGUAAAUACCGAACUCACUGUAUAUCUGACUAUAAUUGUUUUGGUAAUAUAUUAUAUCUGCCUUUAACAAAUAAUAAACCAAAUCAUUUCAUUGUGUUUUUUAUUUACCAAAUUAUGAACACGUGCUGUAGCGUGUGCUGUCCAUGAAAAUAUCGAGGUUUACGAGAUGUGCGUGUUUAGUGUCGGUACUCGAUUUUUUUUCUUUAAUGAAAUAUUUAAUCGAUUACAUUGAUUGUUUGUACUCAAAUAUACGCACCUUUUCGGUGUUUUCACAGUUUGCAAAAUUCUUAAUUGAAUGGCUUCGCCUAUCUUUAUCUUUGGUCAGGGUCCAUCUUCUUUUAUGACCGUAAUUUCCAAUUAAAUCGAUAAUUGACAUGGGUAUAUGCUCUAAUUGGCAUGUUGUACCACUAAAGCGUCUGUCAUAAACCGUGUGACGUAGGAGACGGAAAUCACGUGGAGAUUAUGCAGACGAUUAAGGACGAUCGCAGUUUCGGAUUUUUUUUUCAAAAAUGAAAAACCACGAAUUCAAGUACCCACGAACAUGUAAAUUUUGAGAAAACCACGAAAUUUCAUGCCAACGAAUAUAAAUGAUUUCACAGUAUAUUGAACACUUGAAGGGCUAACUUUUUGAAAUCUGUGUUCAGUGAAUUAACUUUGGAAUAUAUUAUAUAUUUCACAAUGAAAUGCAAGACAACCUACAGCUCUCCUUUUCUUGCAACUUUUCAGUAUUAAAUACUACAUGCACUGUUAUGUAUUUUGUACAUGAAGUAUAUUUAAAAUGUAUGCGUCAUGCCGAUGCUUAAUUUUUUUUUUAAAUUUUAAACAGAAGUCUGUAUUAAAGACAAACAGUGUAUACAAAUGUUUAUUAUGCUCAAAAUAUAUAGAACAUAAAAAAGCAGAUUGACUCGUUAUAAAACCAAAACAAAGUUUUUACAUUGUAUGUUGUAAAUAAUUUGAUUUGUGCAUUGAUGGCACAUGAAGGCAUCUAGAGACACAUUGUGUCUUGUUGGACUUGGAAGCUGUUUGUGCGAGGUGGUCAAAAUAAUUUGUUGGACUACACAGCCAUGUGUUAUUAUUUAUUGAUGAACUAUGACCCCUUUAUUGGUCAAUUGAAUGGCUGAGUGACCUCUAGCCACAUGCUAAUUGAAUCAACUGUAACAAAUUGAAAACACUGUUUGCUGGUUUAUUUUAAAUUGCCAGUAAUCAUAAGUUCUUGAUAAAAUUGGUUCAGUUUUAUUUGUAGUACAUUAGUACAGACAUGAAUUUUUCAAGUAAAACUGUUUAUUGUAGAUUUGCCUACUAUUUUUGUAUGUUCUACUAAUGCAAUUGUGUCAAUAGGCUGUAGAAGAGAUAUGGAAGUGCUUAUUUUACUGAAUGAACCAGUAUUGAACUGGCUGGUUCCCCUUAGUUUUCAAAUGUAAUGAAAGCCUUCAUUGUGUAGAAAGGAAAUCUCUGAUGCAGUAAAGCAGAUUGCUUGCUUGGUCAUGUAGCACACCAUUCUUAGUUUAUGUAAUGAUGGUUCAAUAAAUGUACUGCUAAUAUGUUAUACAUGUACCUUGAAUUCAUAAAAUAUGUUGACCUUUUUCUGUGAUGAGAUGAAAUAAAUUAUAAACAAGU
Molecule: messenger RNA, 2655 nt
Organism: Mya arenaria
Lineage: Eukaryota; Metazoa; Mollusca; Bivalvia; Myida; Myidae
Product: DNA polymerase epsilon subunit 3-like
Exons: 5
Coding region: 84-596 (170 amino acids)
Biological process (GO): leading strand elongation; heterochromatin formation; DNA damage response
Cellular component (GO): CHRAC; epsilon DNA polymerase complex
Molecular function (GO): chromatin DNA binding; protein heterodimerization activity
Source: RefSeq, a predicted model, not a curated record